This is a messenger RNA of Maniola jurtina (meadow brown), 2651 nucleotides long. It is a transcript of the gene Erk7, whose product is annotated as mitogen-activated protein kinase 15. Gene Ontology annotation, cellular component: nucleus; cytoplasm. NCBI's taxonomy places the organism in Eukaryota, Metazoa, Arthropoda, Insecta, Lepidoptera, Nymphalidae. Bases 323 to 1945 code for a protein of 540 amino acids. The record is from RefSeq and is a predicted model, not a curated record. Gene Ontology annotation, biological process: protein phosphorylation; intracellular signal transduction. Gene Ontology annotation, molecular function: ATP binding; MAP kinase activity. The transcript is spliced from 8 exons.
ACUUUGAUAAUAAAUAACCUUAAUCGAUUUUUGAAUAAUUGGUUUUAUCGAUCAAACUUAAUUUGUUGAAAGGUCAUCACGCAUCAUUAUGACGUGAGGUGACAUUGCGGUUGUCAUGGCAACGGACAACUUGUUUGGCGCCGUAAACAAAUGAAUUUGGUUUCUGAACAAAACGUGGUGAUAUUUUGAUUAUACAACAUUUCUCUAUUGAAAACUUUUAAAAAUGAUUUAUAAUAUUUGGAAUAUUUGCUUCAAGUGUAAGUGCAUUUAUUAUUAAACAUUAAAUCAGGCAAGUUUUCCAGUAGUCUAAGGGGUUUCGAAAAUGAGUCAAAACGUUACUCACGUGAAACGGGAUGACAAAAAGAAAGAUGUACAGAAAGUACCGAAGAAAAGUCCGGAAAAAAAUAUGUCUGAGAUCGACGAGCACAUUUUAAAAAGGUUUGAUAUUAAAAAAAGGCUGGGUAAAGGAGCGUAUGGUAUCGUGUGGAAGGCAGUAGACAAGAAGAGUAAAGACGUUGUGGCCAUAAAGAAGAUUUUUGACGCGUUUAGAAACCAGACUGACGCUCAACGCACUUUCCGAGAGAUCAUCUUCUUACAGUCGUUCAGAAAUCACCCUAACAUCGUUAAAUUGCAUAGCAUACACAGGGCCCUCAACAACCGCGACAUCUACCUCGGCUUCGAAUACAUGGAGACAGACCUCCACAAUGUGAUCAAACGUGGCAACAUACUCAAAGACGUCCACAAGCGGUACAUUAUGUACCAGAUGCUGAAGGCCACCAAGUAUAUACACUCGGGGAAUGUUAUACAUAGGGACCAGAAGCCUAGUAAUGUACUUAUUGAUAGUGCUUGUAGGGUUAAGAUAGCAGACUUUGGUCUGGCAAGAUCAGUGUCGUCGAUGUAUUCUGGUGGUGAGGACGGUGCCGACCCUUGCCUCACUGACUAUGUAGCCACACGCUGGUAUCGAGCGCCUGAAAUACUCAUUGCGAGCAAGAGCUACACCAAGGGCAUAGACAUGUGGUCACUCGGGUGCAUCUUAGGUGAGAUGCUGGUCGGCAAGCCUUUGUUCCCGGGUUCUUCUACCGUCAACCAGAUCGAGAGGAUCAUGGCUGCCCUACCAAGACCAUCUUCUGAAGACAUAGCAGCAGUGUGCAGCGGUUACGGAUCCUCUCUGAUCAGAGAGCAAGCAGCAUCAAACGGAGGAGGAGCAUCUCUCAACGCGAUGCUCUCCUGCGCUCCUCGAGAUGCGGCAGACUUGGUCCACCAGCUCCUGGUGUUCAACCCCGCCAAACGGCUGAGCGCUGAACGGGCUUUGCAUCACGAAUACGUUGCCAAAUUCCACCGCGAAAAGGACGAACCAAUCCUACCUUCCGACGUCCUUCUCCCACUCCGCGACGACAAACAGAUGUCGGUGGAUGACUACAGGAACAAACUGUACAGCAUCAUGGCCAAAGGAUUCCAAAACCACACCAGUCAAUUGAGAAAACCACAUUCCAGCAAAUCCCAAACUCUCGCAGCCACCACCAAAAGCAAGAGUUUCCAAGAAACUUCAGAUCUUGUCAAAUCUUACACAAAGUCAACAAAACACUUGAGCGUUUCAGCCGACCAGAAAAUCAGACCAAAGCCAAAACCGGUCGAUAAACCACUCAAAGAGUUCCGUUCCGACCAGUCAAUUGGAAAGCCUCUGAAAGCGACCAAAUUGUUUGAAACCCGAGAUCACCAAGCGUGGAUGGAGAACUGCCAUGGAGAUUAUUUCCAGCCAGUGUCACGACAAAGUCCUUCUGACAACGGGUAUAUGAGUGGGGGUAAAAAAAACGUUCAGCAAAGGAGAAAUUCCACUUCCUUCUCCACCAUAACCAUCGGUGGAGACGGCUAUGGUUUUGGAAACCAGAGACAUGGGGUCAUAACCGCUAGUGCUCUUAUGGAUUUAAGAACGAGUAUACGAUGAAGAGGAGUAAAAGGAAGAAUCUCCUAGUAUUAGUGCGAAUAGGUUUUUGGAUUGGAUUUUGAUGUUUUUUUUUUGCGUUGAUGUAGAAUAUACAAAAUGUACGAAUCUUGAUAGGUUUUCAAAGAAAAUUCUUCAGAGACGACAAGAAUGUUUUCAUUGAUUUCAUAGAUCUUUCAUUUUUUCGUCACAUGGCUUGCUGCAUACAUCCAAACUUUUUUGAGUGGAUAUAUCAUUUUGCCCUGACCAAACUACUAAAAUAGUAUCAACUAGGUACAAAGUUUUCCUUGAGAAGGGAAAUAUCCUAGGGAUCAAUAAGAAAUGCAAAUAGGUACUUGCUAUAUUGCUCGGCAAACAAUUUGAACAUUGGCGUCGAUUCACAUGUCUUUAUCUAAGAAACUAAAUUUAGAGUACCUAUCUGCAUUUUUUUCAUUUAAUAUUGCUAAAAAACUUGUAGAUGGAACGGAGUGGAUACGUGUUGAGCCAACGACGUAUCGGAUUAUAAUUUUAUUACGUCUAAUAUUAUGUAAUCUGAUUGGUCUAUAAAACACACACGAAUUCCAUUGUUCCGCUCGCUUCGCUUUAAUGGAUCAACAUAAUCCUGUAUAUUUUAUAUUAACGAUAUUUUAUGUAGGCAUGAUUGUGGAACAAAUAUUUGUACAAGAUGUUCUUGUUAGUUAGUUUGAAAUAUAUUAUUUUUGUUGCGAAA